Clupea harengus (Atlantic herring) is the source of this 2886-nucleotide messenger RNA. RefSeq names its product acyl-CoA thioesterase 11b (gene acot11b). The record is from RefSeq and is a predicted model, not a curated record. Gene Ontology annotation, molecular function: long-chain fatty acyl-CoA hydrolase activity; lipid binding. Gene Ontology annotation, cellular component: cytoplasm; cytosol. Gene Ontology annotation, biological process: acyl-CoA metabolic process. Lineage: Eukaryota; Metazoa; Chordata; Actinopteri; Clupeiformes; Clupeidae.
UGUGUAAUGAUCGUUCGCACAGACCACGGGUAGUUGGUGAAGCUGUUCGGUGUGUACGGUAUAUGCUUGUAUACAAAGUCUUGGAAGUAGGACAUACCGGCACACGAGUAUGGCGAAAUAACACUCAGAACACUUUUAAAAUUUCAGCCUCUUUAACACUCAGAUCCUCAGCCAUGGCCUCAGAGGACUGGGAUUCAGAGCUCCUGGAGGAGCCCCUGUUCAUCCUGGAGAGUGGCGAGGUGUACAGGAACCCCACGGAGGUCAAGAUGAGCCAGAUUGUGCUGCCUUGCCAUGCCAACCACUGCGGGGAGGUCAGUGUGGGCCAGCUGCUGAAGUGGAUGGACUCCACCGCCUGCCUCUCAGCUGAAAGGCAUGCUGGAUGCUCCUGUGUAACUGCCUCUGUUGAUGAUAUCCACUUUGAACACACCAUUGGUGUGGGCCAAGUUGUUCAUAUCAAAGCCAAAGUGAACAGGGCAUUCACAUCCAGCAUGGAGGUUGGUUUAGUGGUUAGCUGUGAGGACCUUUUCAGUGAUCAACAGUGUAAGGUGUGCCAUGCAUUUGCCACAUUUGUAGCACGACGGACAGAGGCGGGGAAGGUCCAGUUGAAGCAGGUCAUCCCGCACACGCAGGCUGAGCAGGUGGAGUAUAGCCUGGCGGCCGAGAGGAGGAGGAUGAGGCUCAUUCAUGCAGAGACCAUCAAUGAUCUCCUCAGCUGGAGCACAUCUCAGACAGGUCCCGAGUGUGAGGAGCACCAGCACGCUGUGGCAGCGGAACGCACCAGGGUGGAGAGUGUAGAGCUGGUGUUGCCACCCCAUGCCAACCACCAGGUCAGCACAUUCGGAGGGCAGAUAAUGGCCUGGAUGGAAAAUGUGGCCACCAUCGCCGCAAGCCGACUGUGUAACGCUCAUCCAACACUUAGAACAAUUGACAUGUUCCACUUUCGAGGCCCAUCUCACAUAGGUGACCGCUUGGUUUUGAAGGCAAUUGUCAACAACGCCUUCAAGAAAAGUAUGGAGGUAGGUGUGUGUGCUGAGGCCUAUCAAGGAGGUGAGCCACUACGCCACAUCAACAGUGCCUUCAUGACGUUUGAGGUGCUAGACAGUGACAAGAAACCGCGCACACUGCCCCGCAUUCGACCUGAACCAGUGGAUGGGAAGCGCCGGUUCCAGGAAGCCAUUGCCAGGAAGAAAAUUAGACUGGAUAGGAAGUACAUAAUUUCCUGCAAGCAUACUGAAGUGCCAUUAUCUGUUCCUUGGGACCCCAGUAAUCAGAUUUACCUCAGUUACAACAAUGUGUCUGCCUUAAAACUGUUGUCUGCUCGGAGCAACUGGGUAUUGUCUUCAGAAAAAAAAAAGGUGAGCUUGUAUACAUUAGAGGAGAACCAGAAGCUGUGUUUUAAGGUGGAGACACAUGUGAACGUACCAGCAGAACAAGUGUUUGUGCUUCUGUCCGAUCUGACGCGUAGGAAGGAGUGGGACAGGCAUUAUGAAGAGUGUGAGGUAAUAAACCAAGCCGAUGAGGAUGACACCAUCUACCGAGUGGUCACUCCCUCGGCCAGAAAGGGGGGCAAGGACCAAGACUUCAUUAUGCUGGCCUCACGGAGGCGUCCAUGUGACCCGAGCGAGCCUUACCUUAUUGCCCUGCGCUCGGUGACUCUGCCCACUCACCCACCAACUGAGAACUUAAACCGAGGAGAGAUUCUCUGUGCUGGUUUCACUAUUUCGGAAGAGUUGGACAACCUUACUAAGAUCUCCUACUACAACCAGGCCACUCCAGGAGUCUUACCUUACAUUUCAACUGAUAUCGCAGGACUUUCCUCAAAAUUCUCCAAUACCUUUUCCGCCUGCAGCGAGUUUCUAGAGAGGAACAGAGACAGCCUUGCCUCACAUUCCCCCUCUGAGCUUUGAAGGAACCGGGAUGGCUGGAGUCUCCACUUCUGUAAAAGAAGCUGAAGUCUCUGAGAUUCAUAACUCUUGCCUUCUUCAGAGCUGUCCUGACUGCUUUAGACUCUGGCAUAAACACUGUUGUUAGAUGCUUAUGAAUUCUCAUUUCAUGAUUGAUUAUUUAUUACACGUUAGUGGUAUCUGUCCUGACAUUUUCCUGAGAAUGUAGUAUUGUUAUGUUCAAAAACACCUUUGCAGAUGCCAGUUGGUUUAUUUUAUAACAGGUCAUUGUAAGGCAAUGUAACACAGGUUUCAUGCAGUGAUACUGUGUAGCAAUUCAUAGCACUUUACAGCAAUUACGGUAUCAAAAAUAAGACAUGCUUUUGUAAUGCCACAGGAGAUUACAUUAUUGUGAACUGGAUGCACGGGUUCAGUUCGUUACCACCAUCAACUCAUUCUAGGGUGCAACUGUGUAGUUUUUGGUGCCAUUAAAUUUUUUCUUUGUCCCACGGAAACGAUGACAUGAUGGGUAUGAUUUAAUUUGAUUACAAAAAACAGGCCUUGGCAUCCAAUUAAAUGCAAAGUUGUCAGUAAUCUUAAUAUGCACAAUCAAACACAAUACAUUGGAAUAUUGAGCAAGUCUGGUAUACUCAUUAUAUCAAUACUAAUAAUUAAGACAAUGUUGCAGGGCAAGAAGUAUUUUACAUUUUUGGCAAAAACUACAUAACAAUCCUUUAAAUAAGAUUUCCUUUCGGUUACAAAGUCAUCUUGGCUCUAGUAGGCAUUAGGUAAAUGGCACCAUUGCAUAUUAAGUAAAAGGCAAUACAGGUGUCAUUUUGCAUAUGAUAGAUUAUAUACAUAUGUACUGUAAGUGUUUGAUGUCUGUACAUGAAUGAGAACAUGAUGUGGAGUACUGGAAGAAAAGUCAUUUGGCAUUUGGAGAAGAAUUUUUUUAAGGACUUAAGUAAAAGAGAAUAUUAAAAAACACCCAGGUUUUUCUUUC